CACCGUUCUGUUACUAUAUAUAUAUACCCGUGGGUACUCCGCUGACAGAGAGUGUACAUGGACGACAGGUAGUUAACCUCAGGGACAGUAUAUAUCGGACACGGUGGUUUAUCAGUCCGGACACGUGUGGACAGAUCACACCUGGUGGAUACAGAUGAUACGCUACCUGUCAGUGACAUAUAUAGCCACCCGAGGUAGGGGUGGAUACAGAUGAUACGCUACCUGUCAGUGACAUAGUCACCCAAGAGAAAGAGUGGCCAGUAUGGGGCUGAGUGCAAGUCGAAAGGAAGAUUACAACAAUCUCUUCCUGUCCAUAUACCGAGGAGACGUCGACGAUAUUCAACAGCACCUCAGCACCGGUCUGGAGAUAAACAAACAAGUAGAUUCUAAAUCUGCCCUGUACAGAGCUGUGGAAAGUGGGCAUAACGACGUGGUCAAACUGCUCAUCGACUGCGGAUGUGACGUCAACAUCGGUAGGACCAACGAAUCUGUUGUUGCCAAUUUACUGCCAAGUUCGCUGUAUGAAAUCGAAAGUCCUCUCCACCUUGCGUGUGAGCUUGGCUUUGUUGACAUAGUACUCGAGUUAUUGGCAUGUGGAGCAGAUGUCAACAGGACCAACUGGUACGGCAUGACAGCUGUCUGGAAAAUGGCAGUCCAGGGUAAACUCGACAUACUGAAUCUUCUCCUACAGCACCCGGAUGUUGACAUCACUGUACCAUCGGGGGACAGCUGUUGUCCUACUAUACAAAGUCAUACCACACCACUGAUCAUGGCGGCAAGGGAAUCACGUACUGAGGUGGCGGCCUUGUUGUGUCAACAUUCUUCAAGUGACGUCAACCUGACGGACAGACAAGGGAGGACCGCUCUACACUACGCCGCAUGUAACGGUAAUGACGAAAUGACGGCGAUUCUGAUACAGGGAGGGGCGAGCAGUAACAGUGUAGACGAGGACGGGAUAACCCCCCUCUACACCGCCUGUAAACACGGCCAUACCGCUGUCGUCCGGAGAAUACUCCUGGCUGGUGCUGAUAAAUCAAUCUCGAUGAGCAGCAGGUCUAACAAUAACGGAUUCUACCCGCUCCAUAUUGCUGUGUUGCAGUGUCACAUUGAUGUGGUACGACUGCUUUGUCACACUAACCCCGCAAUGGUUGAUACGCGAACAGUUACAGGAAAGACACCUCUAAUUUUAGCUUGUCAUAACGGAAGACGGGACAUCGUGUUAUUCUUACUUCGGUGCGGAGCUGAUCCGAACGCCAAUGAUUCCUUUCACCAGACGCCACUACUUUAUGCACUUAGUCAUGGAAUACAGAAGGACACAUUUAAACAUAUCAGUACUGACGAUAAGCAUGGUAAUAUAUAUAAAGAUCAGCUAUCAUUGGAUGGUGAUAGUACCAACAACAAUCCUAGGUACUCUGAUCAUGAAGUUGUUGCUGUUGAUGAGGAUAAUAAUGAAGACGAUUUUUCUAUUUUGGAACAUUUAAUACACUAUGGUGCUAGUGUCAAUACUAUGGACAUCCACCAACAAACAUGCGGGUUCUACAGCAUUACGAAAGGAACACUUCCUCAUUGUGUUGUAAUGAUGAAAUUCGGGGCUGAUAUACACCCUUUUGAUCCUCAUAGCUUCUCAAAGAUGGCUAACUGUGAAAAACUUAAAGCCUUAAUUCAAAUUGAUCUACGAUUUAGAAAUAUUGCCAAAACAAUUUCUGUAGAACAGCUGUUAGAUCCUGCCCUCGAACGUUACCUGGAGCACGAACUGAUGAACCCACCUAGUCUAAAAGUGCAAUGUCGUCAUGCAAUACGCAAGACGUUGUUACGGAAGCAGUUCGGUGCCUUACACAAACAAACUCAGGAACUACCCAUACCAAAAUUGCUCAAAUGGUACAUAUUGCUCAAUGAUAUUUGUUAUCAAUUUGAUGUUCCGUCCAAAUAUACAUGAACAUAUGCAAAGCUGUUUUUAUUUAUUCUUCACAUAUUAUCUCUUACAUUGCCCGUC
Molecule: messenger RNA, 1993 nt
Organism: Mizuhopecten yessoensis (Yesso scallop)
Lineage: Eukaryota; Metazoa; Mollusca; Bivalvia; Pectinida; Pectinidae
Product: serine/threonine-protein phosphatase 6 regulatory ankyrin repeat subunit B-like
Exons: 9
Coding region: 263-1936 (557 amino acids)
Biological process (GO): intracellular signal transduction
Molecular function (GO): protein binding
Source: RefSeq, a predicted model, not a curated record